This is a messenger RNA of Myotis brandtii (Brandt's bat), 593 nucleotides long. It is a transcript of the gene GCSAM, whose product is annotated as germinal center-associated, signaling and motility. The transcript has 6 exons. The record is from RefSeq and is a predicted model, not a curated record. Lineage: Eukaryota; Metazoa; Chordata; Mammalia; Chiroptera; Vespertilionidae. Bases 88 to 555 code for a protein of 155 amino acids. Gene Ontology annotation, biological process: negative regulation of lymphocyte migration; regulation of B cell receptor signaling pathway.
GCCAGAACAACGCAGCUUAUCUCUGUCAGGAGCUGCCCUGUCAGAGAGCAAGGCAGGCUGACGGGAAGGCACCGGAGGACUGAGAGGAUGGGCAACUCUCUGCUGAGGGAAAACAGUUUUAGGUGGCAACAGAACACUCAAGAGAUACCCUGGGAUCUGAAAAAUCAAAACCUCAAGCAGAGAACAUCCAGGUGCUGGGACCGCCACAUGACUGAAGGGUGUUUCUGCCUCCCAUGGAAAAAGAUGCACAUUUUUAAAGCCAGGCAAGAUUUCCCAAAGGAAGGUAAGUUAUUCAGCAGCACCUCUGUUCAGGACAACGCUGACCAGAACUCUGCAGAGGAGCUGUGCUACACCCUCAUCGAUCACAGGGUCCUUGGCAGGAGGCCAUCAGGGAACUCAGCCGAGGAGUACUAUGAGAACGUUCCCCGCCAGGUCCGGAGGCCCAGAGAGUCGCUGAGAGGAACCGAGACUGAGUACUCACUUCUCCAUGUGCCUCCCGCCCCUAGGCAUCCACCUGCCCCGGAAGGUGAAUACGAGCUUCUCAGUGUCCAGUAGAAUCUCCUCUCAUGCCCUGCAAAAGCCACGUCCACAUA